AUGGCAAAACCAGGUUUCCUGUUGUUCCUUGCCAUUUCUUUGAUUCUCGUGCUUAUCAUGAGCCUAUCCUCUGCUGCCGCAGAGGAAGAUAGAAAGGUUUACAUUGCAUACUUGGGAUCACUACCCGAAGGAGAAUACUUUCCAUCAUCUCACCAUUCCAGUAUGCUCCAAGCAGUUUUGAAACAGAGUUCUGUGGCAAAUUACUUAAUCAGAAGUUGCAGUAGGAGCUUCAACGGAUUUGCUGCCAAGCUCACUAAAGAAGAGGCAAAGAAACUUGCAAGCGUGAAAGGAGUGGUCUCUGUUUUUCCAAGUAAAGUUUAUCAACUUCAAACAACAAGAUCAUGGGAUUUCAUGGGAUUCAAUAAGACUGCUAAACGUAAUCGGACUGUUGAGAGCGAUGUCAUUAUUGGCGUUAUUGAUAGUGGAAUCUGGCCCGAAUCGGAAAGCUUCAGCGAUGAAGGCUUUGGUCCUCCUCCCAAAAAGUGGAAGGGUUCUUGCAAUGGUGGCCAAAAUUUUACUUGCAACAAUAAGCUAAUCGGAGCUCGACUUUACAACUUAGAUUUAGCUGUAGGAGAUUCUGUCAGGGAUACAGUCGGUCACGGAACUCAUACCGCGUCUACUGCAGCGGGGAACAAUGUAGAGAAUGCAAGUUUCUUUGGAUUGGCUGAAGGUACUGCGAGAGGAGGGGUUCCUUCUGCAAGGAUUGCUGCAUAUAAAGUAUGCAGUGCAGCAGGAUGUGGUGGAGCGGAUAUCUUGGCAGCGUUCGAUGAUGCUAUUGCUGAUGGAGUUGACCUUAUAACAAUUUCAAUAGGAACACAAUUUUCAUUAGCAUUUUACGAGGACACUGUAGCCAUUGGUGCUUUUCAUGCAGCUGAGAAAGGAAUACUUACCAUGCAAUCUGCAGGCAAUACCGGUACAUCAGGACUAGGGUCAGUGUCAAGUGUAGCACCAUGGAUACUUUCUGUUGCAGCAAGCAGCACGGAUCGCCUAUUUGUUGACAAGGUUGUUCUAGGGAACGGCACGACUUUAAAUGGAUUUUCAAUUCAUCCUUUCAGCCUCAAUGGAACCAAGUUUCCAUUAGUUUAUGAUACCGAUGCUGGGCUCUGCCCGGUUGGGUUCCUGAACAGUAGUUUGGUAAAGAAUAAGCUUGUUCUCUGCGAUAAUUUUGAGGGAAUUAGUGGAGCUCAGGGUGCUGGUGCUUUGGGAUCAAUUGUGGCAGCUACAUUUGAUAAUGUUUCAUUUGUUGUCCCAUUUCCUGCUUCAGCUUUAAGAAUUGACGACUAUUUUUCAGUCAAGGCCUACCUGAAUUCCACCAAGCAACCUAAAGCGGAAAUAUUAAAAAGUGAAACCAUUAAAGAUUCAGCUGCUCCUAUGGUUGCUCCCUUCUCUUCACGGGGCCCUAAUUUCAUUGUACCAGAUAUUCUAAAGCCGGAUAUAAGUGCCGCGGGAGUGGAUAUCUUGGCUGCAUAUUCACAAGUUGCUUCACCUUCAGAUACCCCAACAGACAAGAGGCGAGUUAAAUACAACUUUAUGUCUGGAACCUCCAUGGCUUGUCCUCAUGCUGCCGGUGUCGCUGCUUAUGUUAAAACAUUUCACCCUGAUUGGUCUCCUUCAGCCAUCAAAUCUGCUAUCAUGACUACCGCUUGGCCAAUGGAUCGGUCCAAUAAUCCAGAUCGUGAAUUUGGUUAUGGAUCUGGACAUCUCAACCCUGUAGAAGUUAUCAAUCCUGGUCUUGUAUAUGAAGUUGUUAAAGGGGACUACAUAAGACUUUUGUGCAGCAUUGGAUAUGAUGAAGGCAAAGUUAGACAAAUAACAGGGGAUAACAGCUCUUGCCCUGACACUUCCAAAAAAAUGCUGCCAAGGGAUUUGAAUUAUCCUUCACUCACAGCUGAAGUUCCAGUAAGGAAGUCUUUCACAGUCGUUUUUCAUAGAAGAGUUACAAAUGUUGGUGUAGCAAGAUCUACUUACAAGGUAAAAGUCUCCUCCAACUCGAAACUUAAGGUCAAAGCGAUUCCUGAAGUUCUGUCCUUCAAGUCCUUAAAGGAGAAGAAGUCAUAUAAUGUCACUGUUACCGGAAAAGCUUUGGGUGGAACAUCCAUGUUGUCUACAUCAUUGGUAUGGUCAGAUGGAAUUCACAGUGUUAGAAGUCCAAUUGUUGUAUACGCAUUUGUAGAUGCACAUAGGAGAGUCAGCAUCCCAUGAUUAUUUAUCCUGUAAACUUCUUGUACAACCUGCAAUCAUGUCAUGGCUCCCAGUUUAUGUUACAAUCAAAUUUCAUGCAAUGCAUUAAUAAUAGAGUCACAUUUUCGAGCCGUAAAAUUUAUUCUAUCAACUUUAAAUGUUAAGAAAGAAAGCAGAUUAACGUCCAAUAGAUUCACAUUUCGGCUCACAUCGCUUUGAAAACUAACUAAGACCUUACCACCAUUUUAGUUUGAGCACUGGCUGUUGAAGUAACUCAAAAACAGUGGCAUGGUGGUUCCUCUAUCAUAUGCAUCAAAAUUGGAAGUUGACAUAAUUAAUAAUGUUCCCAUAUCUCCUCCACAAGGCCAAGGACUGUCUCUGAACUUCAUCUUCAGCAUAUGGAGCUAUGGAAGCAUAUGAGGUUACCUUGUUCCUCUUGAGAGUCUUUAUAAGCAACUCAAUGGACUCUGCCAAGGUUUCAGGAUCAGCUUGGAAGUUCUCAUAAUUAAUGUCAAUUCCACCCAGAUCAUACCUUUUUAUGAUGCUAGUGAGUGAAGUGACAUCAUUAGAGGCCGAGGAUUUCACUGAGGAAGGCUCGACUGCAAAAAAGGUUUGAACCACAAUAAUCUCCAUUGAUUGGAGAAAUAUCUGCUGGGUAUCCUUGUGACUGAUUUUUUAACCUAAGGAAAGUGGCUAAACUUUCAUUUUUGACAAGUCAACCUU
Theobroma umbraticum is the source of this 2904-nucleotide messenger RNA. Its product is annotated as subtilisin-like protease SBT4.4. NCBI's taxonomy places the organism in Eukaryota, Viridiplantae, Streptophyta, Magnoliopsida, Malvales, Malvaceae. Gene Ontology annotation, molecular function: serine-type endopeptidase activity. Gene Ontology annotation, biological process: proteolysis. The record is from RefSeq and is a predicted model, not a curated record.